Molecule: messenger RNA, 5287 nt
Organism: Fopius arisanus
Lineage: Eukaryota; Metazoa; Arthropoda; Insecta; Hymenoptera; Braconidae
Gene: EcR
Product: Ecdysone receptor
Exons: 7
Coding region: 1881-3806 (641 amino acids)
Biological process (GO): positive regulation of transcription by RNA polymerase II; ecdysone receptor signaling pathway; negative regulation of transcription by RNA polymerase II
Cellular component (GO): nucleus
Molecular function (GO): ecdysone binding; zinc ion binding; nuclear receptor activity
Source: RefSeq, a predicted model, not a curated record
GCAGUCGCGCGCUUGCAUUCUCAGCGGUUGGCGGAUGCUGACUUCAACCAAACGUCGAAUGUCCAAGCAAUUUAUAUCAUUUCACAACAAUUAAAACCAACCACAACAUCAAAUCACCGCAUUAAUCAUUCAUCAAGUGACGCUGAUGAUCAGUCAACCGGUGUAACCUUAAAAAAAUCAGUGAUUAUAUAUUUAACGAGUGAAAAUUCGUUUGUAUAUACACAGAACCGUCAAAUAUUAAUUUGCGUGUGUGUGUCCCUCUGGUGUCAGUGUGAGGGGUGUGUGUGUUAUGCGCUUGCGUGUGUUUUCAAUGUCUCAAGUUGUGUGUGUGUGAAGACCCCCGGGGAAUCAAAAGCGUGAAAACGAGUGAGACAGAUGUAAAAACGUUUGAAUAUUGAAGUGAGAUAUCGGUAUUAUCGCACGUUUCAUCGAGUCAACGCACGUUAAUGUAUAUACAAAUGCCGAGGAGAGUUAUGUGCUGAAGAAUCUUUUAUUCUUACAUUUGUUUUUGUUUUUUGUUGUUCCGCGGACGGGGGGGGCUUUUUUUUUUUGUCAUCGGAGGAAAGUGGCGUGCACGUGUUGUAAAGUGUUUCGGCAUUUCAAUUUGCUGGAUUUGACAGUUUUCUUAUUUUAUUGUCUAUGUUGGUGAGGAGGUGGAAUUACUGGUGGGGGAGGAACUUUGAGGAACGCACAUUUUAUGGUGUUGACAAAUCGUGUCCGGGUAAACCCAUCACCAGUGACAACGACUGAAGGCAAUGUGGCUCAGUGGGGAAACUCGAGGAGGUGAUAAAGACUUCUGACCUUGCAUAGAUCGGAUCCAAGAGCAGGAUCCUCCCAAUAAUUCUCCAAUCACUCACUAACAAACGAAAGACAAAAGUUUCCCUAAUUUCCUCUAACUACAAGAUAAAUACAAUCCACAUAGUAACGCUAGAAAAAAACAACAGCAACAUCAACAACGUUGAAAAAUAACGUACAUUACCUUCUACCUUGAAUCAAUAUACCUCGUACCUACAAGUACCUUCAAACAUCUACCUUCGACAGCGCAAUAGUGCCUGGGUCACCGAAUAUAUUAAAUAUUAUAAAAGCAAGUACAUAAACAUAGAAUUGUUUGUUAUAAAGGAGAAUGGAGAGUUACAACGCCAAUUGCUGCAUCCUUAAUGAUUAAAUAGCGUUUAAAAAUCACAAAUUUCAUAAGCUCACGCACACAUAUAUUCUAUGCUAAAAGAUUAAUUACUCAACACUUAAUCGAAACCAGGACAGACAAGUACCUGCUGACAGAUAUAUUUAUAAAGUUAAUGAUAACCAAUACUUAAACAGUUGGUGAAUUAAUUUCGUUAAUGUAAAGGAUAUAACGUGUAAGUUUAGUGAAUUGUUCAGUGAGUGAGAAGACAAACUGUUGGAAGUCUUUUUUGGACUAGCUCCAAAAAUAUUCACCGAUUUUUUGAUACUUCGGAGCUGGAAUACUCAGGACAUCCACAGCGCCAUAACAAAGGACCCCGUGACCUCCAACGUACAACAUAAUUCCACAUAAUCCCCGUUAAAUUUUCUAAAGAGUCCCACCCCGGAGUGAUCACAAGAGGCUGCAAGAAUAAUCCCAAAGCCCAAAAGCCCAAGACGAAGAGUCGUAAUAAUAAUCUAGUAAAAGAAAAUAAUCUUGAACCGAGUGAACUGCCACAAUCGGUGCCAUAUUCAAUGAAAGUGACAUGAUGACUGAGAGAACCUGUGAGCACAGGUGAAGGGCAUCUAAAAAGGAACCUAUAAGUUGAGAGUUAAAAAUUUUUUGGUGAAAGACGUAAACUGAAAAAUCAUCCCUGCGAUGACAUGUGCAUAGGUAAUCCUCAGGUACUCAGUACCAUCAGGGAGUUGAUAUCAAUGUCAAUAUGCGAGGGGCUGCUAGUGGUUCAGUGUCAUCAGUUACCAUAAAACCAGGCGGUACAACAGUUCAAAAUAAUCUAAGAAUAACGAACAAUAUAAAUUCGGCCGUUGUGCGGUACAAUGAUACUCAACUUGUUCAUAAUCCAAACAAUAGUAUCAACACUGUUGGAAUGGGUACUGGUGAUGUUGCACUGGCACCAACAUCCAGGAUGAGUCCACCAACAAGUAUGGAGACAAGUGAGGGUCCACACACAAUGGUCAGUGGUUUAACAGUGGCACUUGUUAAGGCUGAAACACCAGAGCACAUGGCUGGUACAUCAAUUGGUCCAACAUCAGCGUCAACACUCAGUGGUCCAGUUGGUUCUGGUAAUUCGUUGUUUGCCGGUAUACCUAGCAGUAAUAAACGACCGAGACCCGAUGAUUGGUUGGCACCAACCAGUCCAAACUCACCGCAAACCUUGUCCAGUCAGCAGUUAAUUUAUACAACACCGCAGCAACAACUUGAUAGAACACCACCACCAGUUUCUACAACACAAACACCACCGCUGAAGCAACAAGCCUUGCAGCAACCCAUUACCCUGUCCACCGGGCUCGCCCAGGGACAGCAGACCAGUAAUAAUGGUUAUGUCAGUCCCAUGAGUUCGGGAAGCUAUGAUCCUUAUAGUCCAAACGGAAAAAUUGGAAAGGAUGAUUUAUCCCCACCAAGUUCCCUGAACGGGUACAGUGCAGACAGUUGUGAUGCAAAAAAGAAAAAAGGGCCAACACCUCGACAACAGGAGGAGUUGUGUCUAGUGUGUGGUGAUCGUGCAUCGGGUUAUCACUACAAUGCAUUAACGUGCGAAGGCUGCAAGGGCUUCUUCAGGCGGAGUAUCACGAAGAAUGCCGUUUACCAGUGUAAAUAUGGAAAUAAUUGUGAGAUUGACAUGUAUAUGAGACGAAAAUGUCAAGAGUGCAGAUUAAAGAAGUGUUUGUCGGUGGGAAUGAGGCCCGAGUGCGUUGUACCAGAGUAUCAAUGUGCUGUCAAACGCAAGGAGAAGAAGGCCCAGAAGGUAGGGGACAAGGACAAACCGAACAGUACAACGAUGAACGGCUCACCUGGAAGUAUUAGUGGAAUGGGCACCGAUCAGAUUAAAAUUGAACCCUCGGAGGUAGAUUGUCUGCCAAUGAAUUCUGGCAGUACUGAUUCGUUAACAGGAAUUCAGAAUGGGCUUUCGGUCGUUAAUCCUGAGCAGGCUGGGCUCAUUCAGAGACUCGUUUAUUUCCAGGGACGGUAUGAGAAUCCCAGCCCCGAGGAUCUUGAAAGAAUUACGCAUCGACCAACCGAAGGUGAAGAUCUUAGUGAUGUUAGAUUCAGGCAUAUGGCGGAAAUAACGAUACUGACUGUACAGCUUAUUGUUGAAUUUGCCAAAAAUUUAUCGGGUUUCGAUACAUUGCUGAGGGAGGAUCAAAUAGCCUUGCUUAAGGCAUGCUCCAGUGAGGUAAUGAUGCUGAGAAUGGCAAGAAAGUACGACGCUGCGACAGACAGUAUCCUAUUUGCUGAUAAUCAGCCGUACACGAGAGACAGCUACAGUUUGGCUGGAAUGGGUGAUACAAUCGAGGAUUUGCUGCGUUUUUGCCGGCACAUGUACAAUAUGAAAGUCAACAAUGCUGAGUAUGCAUUAGUUACGGCUAUCGUCAUUUUCUCGGAACGGCCGCAGCUGCUGGAGGGCUGGAAAGUGGAAAAAAUCCAAGAGGUAUAUCUCGAGGCUCUCAAAGCAUACGUGGACAGUCGUCGUAAACACAGAUCAGGAACUGUAUUCGCUAAACUACUCUCCGUAUUGACGGAAUUACGAACACUCGGCAAUCAAAACAGCGAAAUAUGCUUCAGUCUGAAGCUCAAAAACAAGAAGCUACCUCCAUUUCUUGCCGAGAUCUGGGAUGUCAUACCCUAGUUUAUUUUCACUCACAAUAAACAUGCUAAUUGCAGUGUAAUUGCCACUGUGGCAUAUUAUUUGAAUAACGGCGCCCACUGCACAUUCGCUAUUGUCGAAAAAAAGAAACACUUAUUCAAUGGUGAAAUAACGAGAGAUAAAAAAUUUAAUAAAUGGUGUGCGUCAAUUUUUUUUACUAGUGCACCACUGUGCCACUGCCUCAGCGUCGUGAUAAAAUCGUUAUCAUUCUCUUUAUUUUAUUUUUUAUUCCUAAAUUAUUGUUUCAACUUUGUGUGGUACUCUGCGAUAUUGCAUCCAGAUAAAUAAUUUAUUUUCAACAAUCCAAUGCAUAAUUCCACGAUUCUUUCUUAAUUGAAAAUGAAAAGAUUCAGAAAAAAAUAAGCAAAAAAAGUGUUACUGAACAAUUAAGUACCGCGAUUAUUUUUGUGUCAAAUCUCGUUUGAAAAACGAGAGACGUAACAGAAAUAAAGUUCACAGAACAAAUGAAUAAUAAAAAAAGAGGAUAAAAGGCAGUGGUGAAGGCACCCAGGCUGUGAUACGUAGAGACAGUUACAGAGACUAUAUAAGAAACUAUUCUACACUUAUAUAUUACUAAAAAAAGAUUGAGGAAAAAUGAUAAACAUAAUGAUCACUUACCCGGACCCCUCUAAACAAACAAAUCAUAACAUUGAGCAAAAUACUAGGUAAGACGUAACCGUUAAUGUACAGAGAGAGCUCGAAGAUCAGUGUGAGACUGAAAGAAAGAAAUUCUUAAUUACCUGCUAACUAAGGGGACAGCAGAAAAAUAACUUGAACAAACGAUUGAGGAUGCGAGUAAAUUCAAUAAUAAACAGAUAAACAAUAAUGCGCAGAGAAAUGAGAGAUUGCGGAAAGAAUGGGGGUGAGAUACGAAUGCGGAGUAUUAAAUGGAAAAAAAAACUAAUAAUGUAAGGAUUAAGAUAAUUAAUUGAAUAAUACAAAUCUGUGUGCUUUGUAUUGGGCACUGUUGAGCAGUGCCUCUGGCACGUACUUUGAAAUAAAACUGCGAAUUACGAUACAAUAGAGUCUAUAUCACGAUACAUAGCAUAAUAUAUUGCCGGCAUAUACGUUUGUUUGUACGAAGUAAUGGAAAGAGAUAAAAGUAAUGAGAGUUUGUGAAAUGAUUGAGGAUCAUUGCGGGUGGAGAUCGAGUCUUUGAUGGUGGAGAAAUGUGUGAGCAUGAUCGAAAGAUUGUUUCUAGACGUUUAAGGGGAAAUAACCGAGGCUAGAAAUGUAGAUGAAGAGUUAAAGGUCUUUUAGUCAGUCAGCUAGGCUUUAGGUGACCGAGUCAAGUGCAAAGCCCUGUGCCUUCAGCAGCGGACAUCGGCUCACCGAACAAAAUAAUAUGAGAACAUUUUUAAAAGAAAACGAAAUCCAUGAAAUUUAACCGUCCGUUUUAAUUUUUUAAUAAAUAAGGAGAGAAGUAAAAUGGAAAAAAAAUGAAAAAUAAUGUAAUAAAAUGU